Erigeron canadensis is the source of this 3336-nucleotide messenger RNA. RefSeq names its product cation-chloride cotransporter 1. The coding region runs from base 233 to 3184 and encodes 983 amino acids. Gene Ontology annotation, biological process: monoatomic ion transport; transmembrane transport. The transcript is spliced from 13 exons. Gene Ontology annotation, molecular function: chloride:monoatomic cation symporter activity. Gene Ontology annotation, cellular component: membrane. NCBI's taxonomy places the organism in Eukaryota, Viridiplantae, Streptophyta, Magnoliopsida, Asterales, Asteraceae. The record is from RefSeq and is a predicted model, not a curated record.
AAUUUGCUAAUUUCUCACUCGAUUCAAAAAUACAAACAACCCGUCCACUCUGUUUCUCUCUCUCAAAUAUCACACGAAAUCUCUGCCUUUUCUCUCUCCCUAAGCAUUCCAUUGGAUUGGAUCUCUUCCCAUACCCCAUAUAUAUAUAUAUACAACAAUUCAUACACAUACAUACAUAUACCUAUAUAUCUAUAUUUUCUGUAUAGAUCCGCCGCCCAUACCUGAUUAUUUUAUGAGGAACGAAGAGAUUGAAAUUAGUUCCGAUGACAACGAUUUACCGUCGUCGGCGCCACGUGUCGGCCGGAAAUAUGGCCCCGUCGUUGCUCACGAUCAUGAUCCCGUCGUUCUCGAGAUGUCGUCAUUCGAUCGUGGAUCUUCUUCUAAUAACAAAGUAAAAACAACCACGGGUGCGGGUGCAAGAGAAGAAUCAAUGCCAAAUGAUCGAGAACUCAAUGGUGAACACAAAGAUUCCAAAUUGGAAUUAUUUGGCUUUGAUUCUCUUGUUAACAUUCUUGGUCUCAAAAGUAUGACAGGAGAGCCGAUCCCUGUACCUACGAGUCCUAGAGGCCGUGAAGAUAGCUCUGGUGCACACCAUCCAACAAUGCAGACUAGAAGUGUUGUCAAAUCAGGAACGAUGAUGGGAGUCUUCAUCCCAUGCUUGCAGAACAUAUUGGGCAUUAUCUACUACAUCAGGUUUUCGUGGAUUGUUGGCAUGGCGGGCAUAGGUGGAUCUUUACUGGUAGUUGCCCUAUGUGGCUUGUGUACUUUCUUGACUGCAGUAUCAUUGAGUGCAAUUGCGACUAAUGGUGCAAUGAAGGGCGGGGGGCCUUACUAUCUCAUUGGUCGUGCUUUGGGUCCUGAAGUUGGAGUCAGCAUAGGACUAUGUUUCUUUUUAGGGAAUGCAGUUGCUGGAUCUAUGUAUGUUUUGGGAGCAGUGGAGACCUUCUUGAAUGCUGUUCCAAAGGCGGGACUUUUUAGAGAGACCAUCACACAAGUCAACGGGACAGCAGUAGCAGAACCUAUAACAACUCCAAGUUUACAUGACCUGCAAAUCUAUGGAAUUAUUGUGACUAUAAUUUUAGUGUUUAUAGUUUUUGGAGGCGUGAAAAUGAUCAACAAGGUUGCACCAGCUUUUCUUAUACCUGUUCUUUUUUCACUCCUCUGCAUAUUCAUUGGGAUUUUUGCAGCAAGGAAGGAUAAUCCAGUAGUUGGUAUUACGGGCUUGAGUUUGAAAUCUUUCAAAGACAAUUGGGGAUCUGAUUAUCAAACGACAAACAAUGCUGGAAUACCCGAUCCAAAUGGAGAAAUUAAUUGGCAUUUCAAUGCGUUAGUUGGUCUUUUCUUUCCUGCUGUAACGGGAAUUAUGGCCGGUUCAAACCGCUCUUCAUCAUUGAAAGACACUCAGCGUUCUAUCCCUAUUGGAACUUUGGCUGCAACACUAACAACUACUGCAAUGUACUUCAUUUCUGUGUUCCUAUUGGGAUCUGUAGCUACCAGAGAGAAGCUUUUUACAGACAGAUUAUUGACGGCAACCAUUGCUUGGCCUUCCUCAGCAAUCAUAUACAUAGGAAUCAUUCUUUCAACUUUGGGUGCUGCUCUACAGAGUCUAACUGGUGCACCACGUUUGCUUGCGGCUAUAGCCAAUGAUGACAUUCUACCAGUUCUCAAUUAUUUCAAGGUUGCAGAUGGCAGUGAACCUCAUGUCGCAACUUUCUUCACGGCAUUCCUCUGUAUUGCAUGCGUUGUAAUUGGAAAUCUCGAUCUUAUCUCCCCAACCAUAACUAUGUUCUAUCUACUGUGUUAUGCGGGUGUCAACCUGUCCUGCUUUCUUCUGGAUCUUUUAGAUGCUCCUAGCUGGCGUCCUCGUUGGAAGUUUCACCAUUGGAGUCUCUCUCUUUUUGGAGCAUCUCUUUGUAUCGUAAUCAUGUUUUUGAUUUCUUGGUCAUUCACUGUGGUGUCCCUUGCUCUGGCUAGCCUCAUAUACUAUUAUGUCAGCAUCAAGGGAAAAGCCGGGGACUGGGGAGAUGGUUUCAAAAGUGCUUACUUUCAGCUGGCUCUUCGCAGUCUACGAUCUUUGGGAGCAAGCAAUGUUCAUCCGAAGAACUGGUAUCCCAUUCCCCUCAUCUUCUGCCGACCAUGGGGUAAAUUACCUGAAAAUGUUCCAUGUCAUCCAAAACUUGCCGAUUUUGCCAAUUGCAUGAAGAAAAAGGGUCGAGGUAUGUCCAUAUUUGUCGACAUUUUAGAUGGAGACUACCAUGAAUGUGCUGAAGAUGCUAAAACUGCUUGCAAAAAUCUAGCGACCUACAUUGAAUACAAACGAUGUGAAGGCGUGGCAGAAAUAGUGGUAGCCCCCACCAUGUCAGUUGGUUUCCGAGGUAUUGUCCAAACCAUGGGACUUGGUAAUCUUAAACCUAAUAUUGUGGUGUUACGUUACCCUGAAAUAUGGCGUCGGGAAAACUUAACGGAAAUUCCUGCCACUUUUGUUGGCAUUAUCAACGACUGUAUUGUCGCCAAUAAAGCAGUUGUGAUUGUAAAAGGACUUGAUGAGUGGCCAAAUGAGUAUCAACGACAGUAUGGGACGAUUGAUUUGUAUUGGAUUGUUAGAGAUGGUGGUUUAAUGUUGCUGUUAUCUCAGCUUCUUCUUACUAAAGAGAUGUUUGAAAGCUGCAAAAUUCAAGUUUUUUGUAUUGCCGAAGAGGAUUCCGAUGCGGAGGAGCUUAAAGCUGAUGUAAAGAAGUUUCUUUAUGAUCUUAGGAUGCAAGCUGAAGUUAUUGUCAUUUCAAUGAAGACGUGGGAUCAUAGUAGCGGUAACGGCAGUGGUGGGCCCACCACCCAAGAUGAUUCUGUGGAGGCGUUUAGUGCCGCCCAAGGACGAAUUAAAAAUUAUCUAACGGAAAUGAAGGAACGAGCUCAAAAGGACGGGAAACCACUAAUGGCAGAUGGGAAGAAUGUGGUGGUGAAUGAGCAACAAGUGGAGAAAUUUUUGUAUACCACCCUUAAAUUGAACUCGACGAUUAUGAAUUACUCAAGAAUGGCGGCAGUGGUGUUGGUCAGCCUCCCUCCACCGCCAGUCAACCACCCAUCUUACUUUUACAUGGAGUAUAUGGAUUUGUUGGUGGAGAAUAUUCCCAGGCUUCUAAUGGUUCGAGGGUAUCGUAAAGAUGUUGUGACUUUGUUCACGUAGUCAAUCACCCUAAAACCAUUUUUUUUUUUUUUAAUUUUUAUAACCUUUUCCAUAUAUAGAGUCAAAGAUGUCAGUUUGUAGAUUAAACGUUCGAUUCAUUCUUUGAACCUCUAUUCAGUUUUGUUCUAUUCAAAACGAGCUUUAAUCUUGAA